AUGCCACGCUCCCCAUCGCAGCAGGAGAAAGCACAUCUACCUCGCCCCGCUGCCUUGGCAUGUAUCGAAUGCCGACGAAAGCAUCUCAAAUGUGACGCGAAAAUACCUGUUUGCUCCCGCUGUCACGAAGCAGGCUUCCGGUGCAGUUACUUGAAGUCUAAACGAGGGGGAAAACGGAAAUAUUCUCGGCCUGUUACAGAUCCCGAUGUGAGCGAUUCUUCGUCAGUGCAGCACCAGCAACAACAACCAUCGCCACAACGGCAGUGGAUGGAUACAUCGCCAGCAGCUACAUUAAUAUAUCUGAACCAGUCACGGCCAACGACUGCCAUUUUGUCCGCAGAUUUAGCAAAUCCGGAGAGUGUUGCUACCUCUGUUACUACUGCCAAUAUUCGCAAUCUUAAUACACGGCCACUAGUUGAUGUGCCGGUGUCUACGAGUACCGGUCAUGCUACCGGAAAUGCGGAUGUGAUAGCAUCGUCCUCACCUCAGUCAUUUUGCUCAUUACAGGAACAGCGAGUCACGCAAGACAGCGAUGGAGUACUUCGUGGGCCGGCGGAGGAAACGCUAGUUGAGCUUUAUUAUGAGAACUUCCACCGCUCCCAUCCCGUAUUAGUUCCCAAAAGGCUCUAUGAUGGUGGUCGACGAUAUCCAAGUUACUUGAGCGCUGUGAUACAGUAUAUUGGUAGCCAUUAUUCGGUCAUCUCCGCAGCUCCUUUGCGAGAACUAGCCGCGACUGAGCUGGCUCAAGUUACAGGCAGUGAAAACUCGCCACAAAUUGUCCAGGGUAGAUUACUUUACGCCAUUGCCUUGCAUGGCAACGGCGAGAUAACAGAGGCCCGAAACUGGCUUUACGAGGCUAUAGAAAUGGCCCUUGCAAUGGGUAUGAAUAAAAAAGAGCAGGGCAAUGACUUGGAAGCGGAGAGCAUGAGACGAACCUGGUGGGAGCUAUACGUUCUUGAUGGCUACCUAACAGCUCUCGAUCCAAGAGGUCCGUCCAGUUUUCGAAUGAGCUCGAUCAGCGGUGAUGUCGAGAUGCCUUGUGAGGAAAAUGUCUACGCUGAGGGUAGAGUACCCUUGCCGCUUCCCUCAUCACGUCAAGAACUCGAAGCGCGUAUUUUCGGGGAGGUAGACUCGGAAGAAACAACAAGUCUCUCUUCAUUUACGUACCGUGUCGAUGCAAUUGACCUGAUUGCUCGCGUCCUCGCUGUUCGUGACCCCAAUCGUGCGCAUCGCGAUAAAGCACAGGCAGUGGACAACACUCUGGCUAGCUGGGCGCACUAUCUGCCUUCUAACAAGACAGAUAUUGUGAACGCAUACGGCGAGAUAGAUGAAAUGCUACUGCAAGCGCAUAUGAUGGUACAAUUUGCUGCCAUCCUUCUGCACUUUCCACGCAGCAACUUGAUUCUCGACUUUUGUGCCGACCCUGAUGCAAAUGAAAAUACUACUAACGAAAACCUUCUAUGCGGACCAAUUUCACAUAAGCUGCCACCAUCGUCCACACGGCAUAUCCAUGGCAUUAAGGCUACAGAAGCUUCCAAACGGCUCUCAAACUUAUUUUCCAUUUGCACUUCCUUGCAAAAGCACAGUCCUUUGCUCAUAUUCGGAUUGUCUCUCUGCGGCGUCGUGCAAUGCUCUACCUUCAUUGCCCAUGUCCGAUUUGAUGGCGCCGGUAAAUGUCUGGAACAACACCGCGACCGUGUUCGACUUUUGAACGGGCUCUUGAAGUCAGCGAGCGAGACGUGGCCUCUCUCAAAAGUUUUUCACCAGAAAUUACGAAGAGUUGCUGCAAUUCUAUUUCAGGUCAGGCCCGUUGCUACAUCUGUGGCGGCGGCACCACCCGUAGCAGCCGCUCGACACGACGGAAACCGGGUUGCAUCUACUGAAUUUAACUCUGCCGUAGGAUUUGCGCCACACACGAAUGAUCUCGCAUUCCAGAUGGAGAAUGCAUGGAUGUCGAUUGAUGGUCAAUUCGGUUCGCCGGAAUUAGCUCCCUGGGUUUGGGGAUAAUUAGUCGAAGCUAUCUACCAACGUCAAAUGAAUGGAGGGUGAUUUCAAAGGGACGAGGGACGUGGCUAGAGACGAAACGAAGACGUAAUUAUUCGCAAUUUUGCAAAUUCAGGAGGUGAUCCUAUAGAC
Talaromyces stipitatus ATCC 10500 is the source of this 2136-nucleotide messenger RNA. Its product is annotated as C6 transcription factor, putative. Lineage: Eukaryota; Fungi; Ascomycota; Eurotiomycetes; Eurotiales; Trichocomaceae. The record is from RefSeq and is a predicted model, not a curated record. Gene Ontology annotation, molecular function: DNA binding; DNA-binding transcription factor activity, RNA polymerase II-specific; zinc ion binding. The coding region runs from base 1 to 2007 and encodes 668 amino acids. The transcript is spliced from 2 exons. Gene Ontology annotation, biological process: regulation of DNA-templated transcription; DNA-templated transcription.